AUCGGCGACCAGAACGAUUUAAAAAAUCAUGUCAAGAGGUUUAUUCAUAGUAGUAGAAGGGCUAGAUAGGACGGGUAAAUCAACGCAAUGUGCCCAACUUCUCAAUUACUUCUCUAAUGCAGGAAGACAGGCGACAUUGAUGAAGUUCCCAGACAGAACUACAAAUAUCGGGCAAAUGAUAAACAGCUACCUGCAGUCCAAGACUGAGCUCAAUGAUAAGGCGAUACAUCUCCUUUUUUCAGCUAAUAGAUGGGAAUUGAGUCAGUAUAUAAUAGAUACGAUAAAUAGUGGCACAACAAUCAUAGCUGAUAGAUACGCUUAUUCUGGGGUAGCAUACUCGAUAGCAAAGGGGCUUGACUACGAUUACUGCAAAUCUCCUGAUAAAGGUCUACCUAUUCCUGACAAAGUCUUCUUUUUGGACCUCCCUCCACAGCUUGCACAGCAAAGAGAAGACUAUGGCGAAGAAAGAUACGAGUCGUUAGACAUUCAAACGCGCGUCAGAAGCUCUUUUAUGAAGAUCAUCGCAGAAAAUCAAUAUAUUAAUAAGAUUGACGUAACUGGAUUGUCUGUUGAAGACGUUCACAGGGAGUUAGUAAAACAAAUACCAAGUGACACCUUAGAUGCUCUCC
This is a messenger RNA of Wallemia mellicola CBS 633.66, 629 nucleotides long. Its product is annotated as putative thymidylate kinase. The transcript has 3 exons. Gene Ontology annotation, cellular component: cytoplasm; nucleus; cytosol. The annotation marks the transcript as partial. Gene Ontology annotation, molecular function: dTMP kinase activity; ATP binding. Lineage: Eukaryota; Fungi; Basidiomycota; Wallemiomycetes; Wallemiales; Wallemiaceae. Gene Ontology annotation, biological process: dUDP biosynthetic process; dTDP biosynthetic process; dTTP biosynthetic process. The record is from RefSeq and is a predicted model, not a curated record.